AUGCCCCGCCUGCUGCCGGCCCUGCUCGCCCUGCUCUGCUUCGGGCCGCCGCCGCCCGCCCCGAGGGCUCCGCUCGCCGAGGCCGCGGCGCAGCCGGAGCCGGACGAGCCGUGGUGCCCCUACAAGGUGCGGCCCGAGGGCUCGGCGAACGGGCGGCUGUGCUUCCGCAGACCGGCCCUCGGCUUCCAGUGCGCGGCGCGCUCCUGCCGCGCCCACCGCUCCCCGGGCGGCGCGCUGGUGGCCAACGUGCUGCGCAACGGCAGCGUGCUGCUGCAGUGGGCGCCGCCGCGUCCCGGCAACGGCCUGCGCGGCUUCGCGCUCAACUGCUCCUGGGACGGCACCUACACGCGCUUCCCCUGCGACAGCGUGGAGCUGGGCGCCGCCUGCCGCGACUACCUGCUGCCCGAGGCGCACGGCAGCGUGCGGUACCGCCUCUGCCUGCAGCCCCGCUACGCGCCGCCGCGCCCCGCGCCGCCCGCCCACUGCGUGGAGUUCCGCGUGGAGCCGGCCGCCAUGCGGGACAUCGUCGUAGCCAUGACGGCCGUGGGGGGCUCCAUCUGCGUCAUGCUCGUCUUCAUCUGCCUGCUGGUGGCCUACAUCACCGAGAACCUGAUGAGCCCCGCCGCGCCGCGCCGCGCCUAGCGCUGCUCCGCUCCGCCGUGCGGCCGCCGCUUCGGGGCUGGGGAGCCGCGCGGGGUCGGGGCGGGUUUGCUCAGGGCGUCGUCGGGAGCUUCGGUUGCUUUGGGUUCGUCUUUUCCAGGCUUCCAGGAGUUGGGUUGUGUGGGUAUUUGUGUGUGUGUGUUUGGAGCUCUUUUCCCAUAGGGCGGCUUUUCAGCUUGAGCCAUACUGAUUUCUGAACUCGUAGGAUCUCAGUGGAUUAAAAAUGAGUCGUGGCAAAAAUCCACAAGUGCCAGGAAAUUUUCCAUUUUAGAAGCAAGCCGGAGAUCUGUCUCCGAGGGGCUGUUCGGGAAGGCACUUAAGAACGUGCUUACUUUAAGCUUGUGCUUAAGUCUCAUUGCUCCGGAUGAGUUGGACUCGAUCCUCGUGGAUCCCAUCCAGCUCGGGAUGUUCGAUGGCUCUGUGCUUCUAGACGCGUGCGUGGUUUUGUUGUUUGUUUUUGUCCCUGAGGGGGGAAAUGCCACUGAAACCUGCGAGGACAAACGCAGAGCAGCCGCCAGCCACACGGCUGUGUGACCCAAAGGCACUGAGAUCUUCCAUGGGUGCUGCCUAGGGUUGUGGCACAGGGUUCCCCAGCAGCAUCGUCCCCUUGCGAGCUGUCCUAAAAAUAAAGAAAACACACAAUUUAUAGGAAAAUUCCACCUCGUUGCAAAGUAUGAACUGAUCUUUUGAGUCGCCGCUGUCUGAAAUCCCCCCCUAAACCUCUGUUUGUUUUAGGAAGGCUGUGUGGAGCUGCACUAAGGGACACAAAACUCACUGAUGUGGUAGCGGAGUGUUUUGAGCGUAGGAACACUCCUUGUGAACUGCUCACUCAAUGCUGUAGUAAAUAAGGUUUUAGCCAUACUCAAGUCUGAAUUCUCUUGUGCCUUAGUGUUGAGAUCCUGUCCCGUUUCUAUCGGUGUGUCUGUUCUGUGGUCCUCACACAGCUCUGCUGCUGGUCUCGUCUCAAACUGCUGUGUUGUUUUGUUUCUGAAAACAAACUUUGCUGGUCAUUACUUGAACUUCGAUAUAUAUACCUAAAGUAGUUCUGUUACCAGCUGUUGUGUUUAGUUUUUAUUUCGUUUGUAUGUGAUAGAAGAUGACUUUAUAGCACUUAAGCAUACCGAAAGCAAAAGUAGAAAAACUCUUCUGUGAUGGGGUGUUGCAAUCCAAACCCUUCGGGUCCAUAUGUGCUCUGUUUGUGUCAAUGUGUAUCACUGGUGAACAACCCAUGAGCUUUUCUUUUGUGGAAUAGUUUGCAAAGUAUAAACUUGCUGUUAGAGAGUAAAUGUAGAAAGCAUAUGCAAUCCCUGAUAAAAUGCAGUAUUGGUACUAAUCAUAAUCCCCUCGAUAACUGGAGAGCGGUCAGGAAGCUGAAGGACCUGUUUGUCAUUCCUGCUUUGUUUGCUUUCUCACACGCAGCUGAGAUUUCACACUGCUCUCUAUUUAUUUGCCUGUGUACUUGAUAGAAGCAGCCUGACCGUAUCCAGAACGGCAGCAAUGGAAGGACAGUAUCUUUCAUUGUCACUGAAGGACGGUGUCAUUUAUUUAUCUUUUUGUCCCUAAGGAAAUUGACUGCUCAAAGACAAGGCAAUCACAUUUUAAGAGCACUAAGACUGAUUGUGUCUAGUGGUUUAGCUCAGUGAAUUUAAACACAGAGUGAAUUUGGCUCCAAGGUCUCAGGUCAGUCUUUUCUGUAGUCAGUUCUGCACAGGGCUGCCAGAGUGGCACUGAUUUUGUACAUCACUGUCAGCCAGCCUGACUGUUUUGGUCUUCAUUUGUUGUGAACUGCCAGAUGUGAAAAUUAACUGUACAACUAAUGGGCUUUGUACCACGUUGGCAUUGACCUUAAUAAAUUAAGAGAAUAAUGAAAUGAAAAAAUUGGCGUUUAAUGAUUCAAGAAUUGUUUUACUCGCAAAGUGAACAAACCUGGAUGUAAUGGCACUGCACUGCCUGCUGGAAAAUGAUAACAUCGGUGGGAAAUUGAAAGUAGUUAUUCUCAUAAUACUUGAUUUCUGUUUAUUAGAGAUUUGGACUGGAGGAUCACGGGAUAAUUCAGGCUAGAAGGGAUCCCUGGAGGCCAUCUAAUUCAACCUCCUGUUCAAAGUCAUGCAUGGAAACUCACCGAGCAAAAACGGCUUUCAUCGUGGCAGCCUCGUGUCUUUGUUUUUUAUGAGUGAUCUCUAUUCGACCUCUGAAUGAGCUGCCCUUAUCUCCCAAAUCCCUCUUGGUUUGCCAAUUCAAGCUAGUUGAUUUUUUUGUGCAGCCAGCACUGUUCAUUGCGGUAAUGCUGAUGUAAGGAAACUGAGGAGCAAAUUUAAUGUAUGGAUUUGUGUGUGUCUCUUUUCCCUAAGACAUCUCCCACUUAGCGAUAGGCUGCAGUUACCUGCUAAAACAGCACCUUUUGUAUCUGCUACAGAGAAGUUAUUUGUAGUCAUCUCACAUCUCGAUGCAUCUGCCUCCGUGGAUUGCAUUGCAGCAGCAUGCUGGGCAGAGGGUAGACAAGCAGGUGCAAAAGAUGUAGAACAAGAAUGCAAAUCCUGCUGGAGGAAAUCCUGUGAGGAUUAUUUUUAUCAGUGUUUUUCUCCCCCACGCAUUACAGAUGAGUUAUGGGAAACAAUAUCUCCUAGCUUCUCUUUCAUUUUCAAUGGAUUAAGGUUUAAUUGGACACGUCUCCGUGUCUGGAACAGAUAAUCAGAGUAUUCCCUAUUUCAUUUUAUGUGGCAUUAAGUAAAAUGUCUGCCAACUCAUUAAUAACUAAUAGGCUUGUUUGUUAUCUUUUGUUUUUUGUUUUUUUUUUACUGAUGAGUGUAGAAAUUCCUUGUUGGCAAUAAUGGCAAAGAUUAGAUGUAUAUAGACUUGAAAUUAAUUUGCCUUCUUCGAUUGCACAGUUAAAGAAAGCUUUAUCCAGUACUUGCAGCAAUUCCCAAAGCAUGCAGAGCAUCACACGGAGCUGUAAUCAAUCCCAGCCUGUCCAGGCAGCAGUAAAGAAGUGGCAGCAUCCUGAUUUAUAGCUGCCAUGGCUCUUGUGUCCCCAAUGCUCCAGGAAAAUGUGGGGAUAACUUCUAAGGCAAACACAGUCUCCCCGUUGUUACCCUAACAGGACUUGGGUAUUAAAAAUACAUACAGUAAUUUCCUAGGUAUCAGGCUGUCUGCAUUUGAGCAGGAUUUAAAAUGGAAGGUUAAUAUGCUUGUUAACAAGGUGUUUUGUUUUUGUUUUUUUUUUCUCCCUUCUCGUCCUGUGCUAAAUGUGAGGAAAACAGCUGCUUAAAUUUAAGCUGCUCAAGCUCAGCCUGACUCCAGCUUUGAAUCUUUUGGAGGAAGCAGUCUGAGCCUCGGGCAAAGAAUCUCUCUUUAAUUGCAUUAGGAUACUUUUUGUGGUACAUAAAAGGGGAGGGCUGCUUGGUUUUGUUUGGAGGUGCAAGUGAAAGCUGGUGUUUUGCUUCCAUGGAGACUCGGAGUCGAAGACUUAUCAGACUGCUGCUCUGUUACCAGACUGCUGCUCUGUUUCGCUGGUAGAAAGCUGCAACGAGGGAGCUGAAAAAACCACAGGUAACUGUGUCACGUUCCUGCUGAAGGCUCAGUACUGUAGCAAUAGCGCUUGGGUGCGUUUUCUUGGAGUCAGCCUGAGCAAACAGAGCCUGGCAGGCAUUGCUUUCAGCACUCCCCGUUUGAGGGCCAUCCAGCGCUCUGAGCGUAGAAGGAAAGGUGUAAAAAAACACAGGCUUAGCUUCCUUCAACGAAAGGGUUUUUUUUUUUUUUUUUCUGGAGAAGCUGCGAGGAGAGAGAGAGGAAAAAGGUUUUGGCGGGAAGCGGCGUGUGGAGAAGGGCGGGAAGGGAAAAGGGCGGGAAAGGACUGAGGGGGGACAGAGGGGGCGGUUCAGUCGGGAAAUGCGGGGGGAGGAGCGGGAACUGCGAGGAGGGGGGGAGGCUUCGGCUGAGUGGGCAGCGGCCCGUUGUGUGCGGAUCUGUGUCCCACGGCCCAGCUCCUCACAUCCACCACAACAUCGGGCUGCCAUCUAGUGCUGGGAAAGAAGCGAGCCCGAAGCCUCCGCUUUUCAGGGGAAAAAAAAAAAAAGAAAGUGAUUGCUUGGAUCACUUGAAUCACCCUGUGAAUAAUAGAGUAUACAAUGCAGAAUCAGCAUAGGAGCAGCUUUGUUUAUUUUCUUAAAAAAAAAAAAAAAAACAACAAAAACGAGAGACUUGAAAUUAAUUACAAAUUAAACCUGUUGACGUUAUGAAACCUCAACAUCCUACACGCAUUUCUCCAUCCCAAUCGGAAAAUCUCUCGUUUUCAAGGCCGCAAAGCCUCACGCUUGGAAACAGUGGAAAUCGAGGUGCCACAGCUGCCACUCACGAGCCCCCACGUUCCUGCGAAGCUGCAGUCAGACAGAAAGAAAAGAGAGACACGUUACACAGAGGAACUCAAUGCUGAGAAUUACGUUGCUGACUCACAGCCAGUCUUUCCUCAUUCCAGGUUUACCAGUCCUGUACGCAGCCGGACGUCGGCCCCAAUCCCAGCUCCGUCCCUGGAGGCGCUCUAGCACCGCACCUCCAGCCCCUCUCUAUGGUAUUGGCGGCGCUCUAGCACUGCACCCUCAGCCCCUCUCUAUGGUACUGGCGGCGCUCUAGCACCGCACCCCGGCCCCUCUCUAUGGUACUGGCGGCGCUCUGGCACAGCACUCCGCCCCUCUCUAUGGUACGGGCGGUGCCGCCCGCUGCGCGGUUGGCCGCGGCGGGGCGGCGCUGCCCUGCUGACACGUCCCGGCCCCGCCCGCCGCCGCCCCGCGGCCGCCAUUUUGUACGAGCCGCCGGCGGGGCAGCGCAGGCUUGGGAGCCGCGGGGAACGAGCUGGGCUCUUCCCUGCGCCGCCAUGCCUUCUUCGCCGCUCCGUGUGGCCGUGGUGUGCUCGAGCAACCAGAACCGCAGCAUGGAGGCACACAAUAUCCUCAGCAAACGAGGAUUCAGCGUCCGAUCCUUUGGAACAGGAACUCACGUGAAACUGCCAGGACCAGCACCAGACAAACCAAAUGUUUAUGAUUUCAAAACAACAUAUGAUCAGAUGUACAAUGAUCUGCUUAGGAAAGACAAAGAACUGUAUCCCUAUGGCAUGGCCUUAAAAAAAAAAAAAGAAAAGAAAAAGAAAAAGAAAAAAUCCAAUAUGGUUCUCCUCAAAAGGUGUAAUUCGUUAUUUGGCAUUAUGCAUUAGGAAUAUAUAGUUACUUAACUGACAAGCUUAAAA
Phasianus colchicus (ring-necked pheasant) is the source of this 5899-nucleotide messenger RNA. The record is from RefSeq and is a predicted model, not a curated record. NCBI's taxonomy places the organism in Eukaryota, Metazoa, Chordata, Aves, Galliformes, Phasianidae.